AUGCCAAUUCAAGUGACCGCACAAUUGGAUCGCGACUCAGCCGUGUAUCUUGCCGGUGAGGCGAUUAGUUGCAAGGUAUUCGUGAAAAACAUCGGACGUACCGAAGAGGAGCCGCUGGCUUGGGGCAGUGUGCAUGUGCAGUGCGAACGAAUCAUGAGUUGUGGAGAUGAGACACUGAAAAAGAAGAAUUCAGUCGGCGACACGAACCGCAACCAAACGACAUCCAUAUCGCGUUCAGUGAACACCGUAUUCUCGUGUCGACCGGUCGUUUUGUUUUGUGAAUUGAUUCUGAAGGCUGGUGAAAGACGCGAAUUUGAGUGCGUACAACAACUCCCUUUUGAUGGUAUUCCGCCUUCCUUCAAGUUAGUUUUCGAUUACAACGUGAAGUCACCUAUCAAACUCAUUCAUAUACCACUGCGCGUGCUACAAGCUGAAUUUUGUCUUCCUUUGCCAAGUCCAUCAACUACGCUCACAAAUCCGUUCCUUGCAAAUCAAACGAUAGGGCAACUGUGGAAAAAGCAAAAGAAUCAAAUAAGAGGCGAGAUUUUUCGAAUUCCGUCCGUGAUCGAUAUGGCCACCGAAGCAACUGAUUGCUUAACAGCACCACAAAGGAGUUACAGUUAUAGCAUGACGAACACACGGGGCCGUCUUGCCAAUUUUACUCUUUAUAAGAAAGCAUUUAAACUUGGUGAGGAUAUUGUUGGCAAAUUUGUUUUUGAUGGCUGCCCAGUUCCAUGCUUCCAGUAUACAGUGAGUGUGCAGUCAGUGGAAACACUGGUCGACAAUCCGGAUGCGCGUACAUUUGUAACAACGCAUAUGGUUGAUCAUGCGGUAUGUGCGUUUUGGAAGGAUGCUUUCGUCAAAUUGCAUAUUCCAUUAUCAGCAACGCCAACGUUUUAUACGGAUACCGUACAUGUGAAAUGGCGUCUUCAUUUUGAAUUUGUAACAAGUGACGAGGUUGCUUUCGAAUUGAAAGAAGGCUUCUCAGAAGCACCAACUGAUCUGAACAUUGAAACAAUGGUUUGGAAUUUGGAUAUCAAGGUCGUUGAAUUUCAGCUGUUUUUUUUUUCCUUCGGAAUGCCAUAUUAA
Molecule: messenger RNA, 1089 nt
Organism: Anisakis simplex (herring worm)
Lineage: Eukaryota; Metazoa; Nematoda; Chromadorea; Rhabditida; Anisakidae
Source: the annotation of a GenBank genome assembly